AUGAUGAACGGAAUGGAAAAGCCGGAUUAUGACGAGGACAGGUUUGGUCCUAAGGAGGGAAGUUUGGUCAGCGCUUUCGAUGCAUUCCCCAAAUCGAAGCCGCAAUACAUCCAGCGAACAUCGGGAGGUGGAAAAUGGACAGUCGCCGUGUCCAUCAUCUCAAUUGUCCUCAUCUGGGGCGAACUCGGUCGCUGGUGGCGCGGCGCAGAGUCUCACAACUUCGAAGUCGAGGCUGGUGUUUCGCGAGAGCUUCAGAUCAACAUGGACAUCGUGGUGAAGAUGAACUGCGACGAUAUCCAUGUCAAUGUCCAGGAUGCGUCUGGCGAUCAUAUCCUAGCUGCUAAGCGUCUCAAAGCCGACAGGACCCUCUGGAGCCAAUGGGUCGACAACAAGGGCAUGCACAAGCUCGGGCGGGAUAGUCAGGGCCGCGUCAACACUGGCUCUGGAUACAAUGAGUUGGGAUACGAGGAUGAGGGUUUCGGCGAGGAGCAUGUUCACGAUAUCGUUGCGCUUGGCAAAAAGAGGGCCAAGUGGGCAAAGACACCCAAGUUCAGGGGCAAUGCCGACAGCUGUCGUAUCUAUGGAAGUUUGGACUUGAACAAGGUGCAGGGUGAUUUCCAUAUCACUGCGCGAGGCCAUGGUUAUAGGGGUAAUGGCGAGCAUCUCGACCACAGCAAGUUCAACUUCUCGCAUAUCAUUUCGGAGCUUUCGUAUGGCCCAUUCUACCCGUCGCUGGUCAACCCUCUCGACGGCACCGUCAACACAGCUCCUGGUAACUUCCACAAGUUCCAAUACUACCUCUCUGUUGUGCCUACCGUGUACAGCGUCAACUCAAAGUCCAUCCUUACCAACCAAUAUGCCGUCACCGAGCAGAGCAAGGCGGUCGACGAGCGAUAUAUCCCUGGUAUUUUCUUCAAGUACGAUAUCGAGCCAAUCCUGUUGACCGUUCACGAGAGCCGCGACGGUAUCAUCAGCCUGUUGGUCAAGAUCAUCAACAUCAUGAGCGGUGUCCUCGUUGCCGGACACUGGGGGUUCACCAUCAGUGAUUGGAUCCACGAGGUGAUCGGUCGGCGACGACGCAGCAACGGUGGUGUUGGAGUGUUGGGAACCAAGGAGGGCUUUGAUGAGUAG
Fusarium mangiferae is the source of this 1131-nucleotide messenger RNA. RefSeq lists its product as uncharacterized. Lineage: Eukaryota; Fungi; Ascomycota; Sordariomycetes; Hypocreales; Nectriaceae. The record is from RefSeq and is a predicted model, not a curated record. Gene Ontology annotation, biological process: endoplasmic reticulum to Golgi vesicle-mediated transport; retrograde vesicle-mediated transport, Golgi to endoplasmic reticulum. The coding region runs from base 1 to 1131 and encodes 376 amino acids. Gene Ontology annotation, cellular component: COPII-coated ER to Golgi transport vesicle; Golgi membrane; endoplasmic reticulum membrane. The transcript is spliced from 3 exons.